AAGAGCUCUCCAUGCAAAUUCUCUCAUUCAUCAUUUUUUUUUUUUUUUUUAUGGAGUUACACAGCUGCUGAUGACAAACAUUACAGCAUUUGUUUUACAAAUCAUGUAUAUGAGAGAAUGAUUACAAAUCAUGAAAUAUGAGAGAAAUCAACUUUGUUUGUUUUUGACAGUGAAAACUGGCUGGGCCAUUGCCAUGAUCAUCUUGAUGUCUUUGGCAAAGUUCUUUACCACAGCCCAUCCUGCUCCUAUGCCACGAAGAAAAGAGGGUCUGCAUAAGCUGCAGCAAGAAUUGUGCAAGCUGUCGCAAUUGAUAACUCAAGAGGGACCUGCCGAUAUAAAAGAGAUCUUAGAAGACUUUGAACAUGAUAUCACCUCCCUGCCUACGCUGUACUACACAGUAAAAGACCUAAAAUCACUUGAGGUGAGCAGCACCUUAGCACAGCUGUACUCUGGUCUUAAAUCCUUCAUGUUUCAUCUCGACUGGUUGCAGAAGAAACAGGAAGAGUCAGAGGUUGAUUUUUCCAAGACAAAGAAGAUUUUUCAUAAAAUCCAGGACAUCAGCCAUACAGUGCUCAGACAGAUUGGAACCGUACCUCCUGAGCUUGUCUACCCCACCCUGCCUCCUCUGAAUACAGCCUGGAGCAUGUACCAGGCCACAAUGGAGAUCCAUAAGAAACUGUUCAACUUUUGUGACUGGUACACUAGAGCUUUAGGAGUCCUGAAACAUAGACAAUAAUGGCUCACAUCGUAUGACACCAGUAGCACCUCAACUCAUCUCCAUGGUGUCAACAAAUGGUGAGGGUAAACAGGCAUCUUCUAACCUGCCUUAAAGUCAUAAAAGUCAUGACUCUAAGUCAUAUGGCUUUCCAUCCUGACACAUUCCAGCAUUUGACAGUUUCCAUUACAUGAUUAUAUUGUUUUUGUUCUAUAUGUAAGUUAUGUAUUUAAUAUUUAAGCUUAUUUAUUUGAGAGUUCUCUGUUUACAACUGAAGUAUUUUUAUACCUAGAGAGAGUGAGACAAUUAGCACUUUAUGAAAAUCUUAGAGUGUGUCAUUUCAAUAUGGGAUUUUGAAUGUAAAAUCAGCUGCAGGCAGUUGCUAACAACGACCACUAGAUAUGGCAAAAAGGUGAAGUAAAAUUAAGUUUUGCAGUUCAGGACCUGCACUAAUUUAUCAAUCCUUUUGUUAAAAGUUACGAAUUUUGCCACAGUAGGAAAUGUUCCUGGAUCAACAUCCUCAGGUUUAGGUUUAAGGCUGGGGUUGGGGCUUGAGCAACAUUCUUAUCAGUAUUUUUUCUAAUGACUAGGGUUGGAGAUUAGGGUAGGACUAUGUUUGUUUGGCAGACAUGGCGUUCUAGAACCAAUGAAGAUGUUGAUCCAGAAACACAUCCUAUUUGGUAAAAUUAGUCACCAAAUGAUGACACUGGGCAUUCAGACUAAUAACACAAAAUUAUAAAUUUUCAUUAGGGCUAAAGAAUGUCAUUACUGCUGUGAACAUAAUGAAAAGUAUCUUGAAGUGUACUCAAAGAAUUUCUAUUGUUUAAUUUUGUAUUCUUAUAUGUUUAGUCUAAAUGAAAAAUAACUCAAGUGCCACCAUAAUGCAGAGAUUGCACACUAAUAAUAAGAAAGAUGCCACUGCAUUAUUUGAAUCCAUGUGAAUGAUGCCAAAGUCCUUUUCAUUUCAUCAGAGGUUCAGUUGAGAGGAAAGAACUACACAUUUAGAUCUUAUUUAAUAUUUCAUAUAAUCAGUUUCAUUCAUGCAAACCAGACUUGUGAUGCAGGAUGUUAAAGAAAUGAGAUGCUGUUAAUAUCUGAUGUCAAACUGAACUACCGGUACGUAAACCAGACUAAAUUUCACCCUGCUUUGACUUUGCAAGCCCAAUGAAAUGGAUGUAUUUACUGUGUUUUUAAUACAUACUAAAAUAUAUUUAAUUUUGUAUUUAUUAUUUUUUAUUUGACUGUUGUUUUUGAUGCUUUAUUUUUU
Messenger RNA from Myxocyprinus asiaticus (Chinese sucker), 1982 nucleotides. Its product is annotated as interleukin-11-like. Gene Ontology annotation, biological process: positive regulation of cell population proliferation; positive regulation of MAPK cascade. Gene Ontology annotation, cellular component: cytoplasm. The transcript is spliced from 4 exons. NCBI's taxonomy places the organism in Eukaryota, Metazoa, Chordata, Actinopteri, Cypriniformes, Catostomidae. Gene Ontology annotation, molecular function: growth factor activity; cytokine activity. The record is from RefSeq and is a predicted model, not a curated record. Bases 131 to 736 code for a protein of 201 amino acids.